CCUAUCGAGUGCCAUUGGCCAAUUUUUAUCAGCGACCUGAAGCUUCAAUGACAUCUCAAUGUGCCUAACUGAAAAGCCUAAGGGUUACUGCAAAUUCAAAAAGGUCAUGAGUGUCAAGAACCAGUUGGUCCCAAUAACUCGAGUUAUUGGGAGAAGGUUCUGCUGGAUCUUAUACCACUCUCUAACACGCCCCCUCAAACGAAAGCCAAUCCAUGGGCUUGAAGUUUGCACGGGCCCACCAUACCUUGUGCUUUAAUCAACUGUUAAUAUUGGGGGUCGUGGAGAUUCGAACACACGACCAUUUGGCCAAACCAGCUCUGAUACCAUGUCAAAAACCAGUUGGUCCUAAUAACUCGAGUUAUUGGGAGAAGGUUCUGCUGGAUCUUAUACCACUCUCAAACAAUGAGCAAUUCAUGUUAUUACUGUAUUCAAUAGUUCAGAAAACAAACACACAAACCUAAAGCAGCCAUUCGCAUCUUAGUAGCGGUUCUAUCAAAUAUACUACUUGGAAACCGAAGCAAAACAAUCUCAGUUGCUCUUACUUUUAACUUAGUCGUGAUUUGAAUGUAAUACCAACAAGUCAACAGAAGUCAAAAGGUCAACAACUAAUAAUACUGUCAAGAACCUGUUGGUCCCAAUAACUCGAGUUGUUGGGAGAGGUUCAAUCGUGAAUCUUAUACCAUUCUCUAACACGCCCCCUCAAACGAAAGCCAACCCAUGGGGGCUUGAAGUUUGCACAGGUCCACCAUACCAUGUGCUUGAAAGACAACGGUUAAUAUUGGGGGUCGUGGAGAUUCGAACACAUGACCUUUCGGUUCUAGGCUCUGAUACCAUGUCAAGAACCAGUUGGUCCCAAUAACUCGAGUUGUUGGGAGAGGUUCAAUCGUGAAUCUUAUAUCAUUCUCUAACAAAUACUCUCCUCUGUUUCGGCAGAAAAUGAAAGGGGCCGCUUCUCUCUGUGGCCUGUGGUGGGACCCAAAUUCCUACAUUAAGAAACACUCCGAACCUGACGCGCCUGUGCUUCCUUUUAGCCAUUCUCAGCAAACAACAGCAAGCUCCAAACUUCCCACAGCUCUCUCAGCCAUUCUCAGUCUGCCUUGGACUCAUAGCAGCAAAGGCAACCCAUUUUCCUUCUUCACUCCUCUUCCAUUCUUCUCAACUCCCCCUUCUUCAAACCCACAAAAUAAAACAACUGUUUCUCCUUCAGAAAACUACUCCAAUGACGACCCAUUUCCUGAAGCAGCUCACUGAAGAGACCAUCAGUCACAAGAGAAUGGUAAGCCCUUCAAAAAGUUCUGUCCUUUUCUUUUCAUGUUCAUCGAUUACGGUUUUGUAAAGCUUGUUCAUUUACUUUGUCAAAAAAUUUCUCUCUGUUUAUGUUUCAGCUGAUUCCUGGGGAGUUUGUGAAGAAAUGUGGGAGAGAAAAUUUGACAAACCCGGUAGUCCUGGAGCCAACAGUUGGAGAUCCAAGGGAGAGGGAGAUGGAGCUAUACGAAGUUGGUGGUGGGUUUUUGGUUGAGAAAUGGUUGGCAGGAGUUGGUAGAUCACUACAAACUCAGCCAUGGAUGUUAUCUACUCUUUGAAUACAAGAGCUAUUCAAGGUUUAAGCUUUUGAUGCUUGGGACAAAUGGGCUAGACUUGGAGCUUCCUGCUUCCAGUUUUGUCAAUGUUGGAUCGAAUGGGAACCAGGAGUUCCCAGAAGCUGCGGAGGAAGAGAGUGUAGAUGCUCAUUCUGUGGAGAUCUUAGAGGUGGGUGCAGGCUCAUCAGUGGUUAAGGAGAUGAACACCAAUAAUGAAGGUGGUAGAAAGCAGCCAGCCCAGCCGCGGUCUGCAGAGAAUGCAAUGCAGAAAGGGGUCAUCAAUGCUAGGAAAAGGAGAAUAGCUUAUGAUGGAGAGAGCAGGCAAGUGAAACAGGAUGCUCCAAGGAGAAAUAGAGCUAAUAGAAGCCCCUUUGGAAGGGACGAACCAGCUUCUUCUAGGAGGCCUUCUAGCUCAAAGCCUGGCAGACCCAUAAAUACUGAAGAUAUAGAUGAAGAUAUAGCAAAAUUCACUGGAUUAUCUUUGAUGAAUGACAUGAACUACAACAACAAUGGAGAUGGUGAUGGAAGACAGCCGUGGCUUGCUGAGAAUGCCAACCACGAAGAGUACAUGAGAACCGGUGACAGGAAAAGGAGAAGAACAGCUGAGGGUGGACAGCAUAAGAAAGUGAACAAGGAACCUCUAAGGAGAAGUAGAGGUAACGGGAGCUCAAUUCCAUUCAUGGUUGAACAUGAAGUCGAACCUCCUUCUAUGGAACCUUCAAGCUCACGGCACAGUAGACCAACAACUGAAGCUGCAAAUGGGUUUGCUUCGCAAACUGAUUUUCUCCAAGUUAUUGUCUCAAAAAGUUCCUUGGCUAAGAAAGGCUUGAGGAUGAAGGGAGGUUUUGUUGAAAGGCAUAUCACCGAUUGGAAAGAUAAAAUAGUGGAGCUUCAGGUUGAACAAGAAACAUGGCCAGUGGGUAUUGUAUCAGACCAUGGUGUCCCUACUCUUUCCAGAGGCUGGUUGACAUUUGCGCGUCAGAACUCUUUGAAUGUAGGGGACACUCUCAUAAUCGUUCCCACAACCACUGAAGGUUUUCUCACAGUUCAUAUUCUACGUGGUUCUUACAGGAAAGCUACUUGUUAGCUAGGAAAUUGGAUUGUUUGUUUAGGUGAUUUUCGAGAAUGAUUAUCAUGGUAAGUUGUCAAAGGAAUCUGUUCAGUAUCUGAUAAUGUUGCUAAUCCGCUGUUGAAUGUUAUCAGCUUAUGUUGAUGUUUCUAUUUACUAAUGUUAAGGAAUGUUUCUGAUAUGUAGAAUUAAACAAUUGGGAGGUGGAAUCUAACAAAAGCUCUAGUUUUCUAAACCCUUCUUAGUCGUCAUUGAUGUUCUUCUAAAAUGUGUUCUUCAGAAAGAAUUUGUUAUGAUUAUAUUCAUUACUAAAUGCUGAGAUGGAAC
This is a messenger RNA of Linum trigynum, 2976 nucleotides long. The record is from the annotation of a GenBank genome assembly. NCBI's taxonomy places the organism in Eukaryota, Viridiplantae, Streptophyta, Magnoliopsida, Malpighiales, Linaceae.